AUGUCGUCCACUCCACUUCUCGGCCACAAUGGCCUUCCUGCUCCUGUUAUCAUGCAGGACCACCCCAUCUUUCUUCGAUGCAGCCAUUCCCCAUGGCGAUGGAUUCCUCAGAACGCCUUGGUCGUCCUUCGCGGUUGCGUCCUCGUGUACAUGGCGGCAGCGGCAGUCAUGACAGGUCACUACAAGAUGAACGUAGAGGAAACAGAAGACAGCCCCCUGGCCAACUUGUUUGACUUUUCCAAUAUCUCUUUCGCCUUGGCCAUACUAUACCAUAUUAUCACGUUUUCAUGGACAUUUACUCACCUUUACUACCCCGAACCAAACGAGGUAGAAGGCAGAGUCGAGCGAGCCAUCAUCAAGGCCAUGUCCUUGCCGCAGAAUAUGGCAAGCCAACGGAAGCAAUUCUACUUUAGCAUGUUCCACAUUGCAACGACCGUAUUUUGCUUCAUGAACUCCACCAUCUAUUGGUUCGUUACCAGACAGCAUGACCAAGCCGCUGGUGCCAAUAUGGCAUCAAAAGUGGCUGCCACUGUUUUUGCAGCCUCUGUCAAGAUGCCUUCGUCGGUUGUCAUUCCAGACGCCCCUUUCAGCGACAUUUUCGGUGUAGGAUGGUUCACGGCAUUUAUCACGAUCAAUAUGCAUGCCGUCAAUUCUUGUAUCAUGGCGAUCGAGACUUUCUUCUUCAACAGCAUCAAGAAGCCCCAUGCUAUCGGAUCAUCCAUCAUUUGCACGAUGGCUCUCUCUGGACUUUACCUUGCGUGGGGUGCCAUUGGAAAGUCAAUUUGCGGGAAAUACCCCUUCUUUUGGAUGGACGAAGAGCAGGUUGGGUCCAAAGAAGCCGUCUCAAUUUACUGCAUCGGAUUUUUGUUUCUGGCCCCUACCAUGUUCACCCUGAUGCAGGGACUUAUUGGUAUUCGCGAGAGCCUGACACGACGAUCGGAGUCGCGUGGCGCCAACGAUGGCCUCGACUCUUGA
Metarhizium album ARSEF 1941 is the source of this 975-nucleotide messenger RNA. RefSeq lists its product as uncharacterized. Bases 1 to 975 code for a protein of 324 amino acids. NCBI's taxonomy places the organism in Eukaryota, Fungi, Ascomycota, Sordariomycetes, Hypocreales, Clavicipitaceae. The record is from RefSeq and is a predicted model, not a curated record. The transcript has 6 exons.